AUGUCUGACAUGAGGCCCUUCUCUGAGAUCAUCUUGUAUGCUAAUGGGGGUGUGUCGGGUUCUGUUGACCAUGAAAUUGAUCGCUUUCUAGGCCCCGUUAAUGACGACAAAGAGAAACCUAUUCUCAACGGGUUCAAGGAUGUUGUUAAAUCUGCUCUGAUGGCCUUCCUCGGGCAGGCUAGAGGUGUCGAAAGUACACACGAGGAAUACUUCAUCUACAUAAUCCACAACAGCCUUAUGCGGGUGGACCUCAAGUUCUUCCGCUGGGACUUCACCAGCUCUGGGAUGUCACGCGCACACAAGAGCUGUUUCGGAUACUUUGCCUGUCUCUCCAAUGUGUCAGACGACUUCGUUUAUAUCCUGAGCGAAUCCGUCAACCUACGACCAAGCCCGGGCCGGGAAGUCAACCAGGUUGCCCGCAGCCACACAUCGAGAUACGUGAACUAG
This is a messenger RNA of Ilyonectria robusta, 447 nucleotides long. RefSeq lists its product as uncharacterized. The transcript has 5 exons. NCBI's taxonomy places the organism in Eukaryota, Fungi, Ascomycota, Sordariomycetes, Hypocreales, Nectriaceae. Bases 1 to 447 code for a protein of 148 amino acids. The record is from RefSeq and is a predicted model, not a curated record.